Messenger RNA from Cylicocyclus nassatus, 1138 nucleotides. The record is from the annotation of a GenBank genome assembly. Lineage: Eukaryota; Metazoa; Nematoda; Chromadorea; Rhabditida; Strongylidae.
GCUGAAAACAUUUUUUGUGUUACAUUUUCGCUUCUAGAUGGCCAAAAUGCUGUUUUUGCUGGCCGUAUUCUUUAUACCGGCUUCAGGCAUGUCUGUGGAUGCCAAUAACAUGUCGGAUCAGGAACUUGUUGAUUAUCUUAACAAGAAACAGCAUUUCUUCAAGGCAGAACUUCCAAAAAUGCCGUACGAGAAGUUCAAGUCACAGUUGAUGGAUCUUAAAUUUAUGAAGAAACCUGAGAGAGCUGAAAGAGCAAAGCAGCUUGUUUUGAAUGAGGACCUUCCAGAAAGUUUCGAUGCUCGAGAAAAGUGGUCCAACUGCGUUUCUAUAAAGACUAUCAGAGAUCAAGCAAACUGCGGAUCUUGUUGGGCUGUAUCUGCAGCUUCAGCCAUGUCUGAUAGAUUGUGUAUACAAACCAAGGGACAAGAUCAGAGGAUAAUCUCAGACACAGAUAUUCUUGCAUGCUGCGGUGAAUUUUGUGGCGAAGGAUGUAAUGGAGGGUAUAUGCUCAAAGCCUUCCAGUAUGGUAUGAACUUUGGAGUAUGUACUGGUGGUGCCUACAAGGCAAAGGGUUGCUGCAAACCAUACGCUUUCCAUCCAUGUGGUCAACACAAGGAUCAGCCAUAUUAUGGUGAAUGUCUGAAGCAGAACGAAGAUACACCAACUUGCCGUGCGCGAUGUCAGUUCGGAUAUAAGACGGAUUAUGACAAAGACAAGAUUUACGCAAAUUCCGCAUAUUUCGUCGAUGAGAAUGAAGAUGCGAUUCGAAAGGAAAUCUUCACUAGUGGACCCGUUCAAGCAGGCUUUAUAGUUUACCAGGAUUUCCGAGCUUAUAAGAAGGGAGUAUACGUGCACACAACCGGAGGUCGAGCAGGAGGUCACGCUAUCAAAAUUAUAGGAUGGGGCGUAGAGAAUGGUGUGAAAUACUGGCUCGUUUCAAAUUCCUGGAGUUCUGACUGGGGAGAAAAUGGCCUCUUCAAGAUACGCCGAGGAACCAACGAAUGCGAGAUUGAAAGCAUGAGAAUUCUCACUGAGAGAGAACUGCUAAUCAGUAUCCAUACAAUCACCAAAACUCCUGGUUUGGGAAUUCACUUCAUUACAAUAAACAGGAGUGCAACAGAAGCUAACAAAGGAACUUGA